AUGUCUCUCCCCACCACCCGCCGCAUCGUGACCGGCCACGACAGCACGGGAAAAUCAAUAAUCGAGUCCGACAUCACCCUCACACCCGCGAACCCGCUGGACGCGACGGGCGCGUCGCCGACGGGCAUCAUCCCGGGCUUCACCAACAUCUUCCGCACGGCGGGCUUUCCGGCCGCGAACGUGCAGGGCCCCUGGACCGACGUACACGGCAAGAAGAUCGGCCUGGUCGACCAGGCGGGCGUGUACUGCCGCAUUGUGGAUUUCCCAGCCACGGGGCCGGAGACAAAGGAUGACGUGAAUAUCAUGCACCGCACGCAGAGCGUCGACUUUGGCGUCGUCCUCAAGGGCACCAUCACGCUGAUUCUGGACGAUGGGUCCGAGACGGUCAUGAAGGAGGGGGAUGUCUGUGUCCAGAGGGGCACGAAUCAUUCAUUGACCACAUACAUCCUCCCCCACCCCAUAUUUUAUGGCUCCCACCUCAUCAUCAUCAUCAUCAUCAUCAUCAUCAUCAUCAUGACCACGCCUCCUUCCCACCCCUACUUCUAUGACUCCGAUCACCACAAUGCACAGAAUCGCUCAAUCUCCAAGUUUUCCCCUUCGCCUUUGUUUUGA
Molecule: messenger RNA, 612 nt
Organism: Cladophialophora psammophila CBS 110553
Lineage: Eukaryota; Fungi; Ascomycota; Eurotiomycetes; Chaetothyriales; Herpotrichiellaceae
Exons: 3
Coding region: 1-612 (203 amino acids)
Source: RefSeq, a predicted model, not a curated record